CUCCGCGGCUUGGGCUCCGGGCUGGCGGCAGGCGGCGGGAGCAGCAGGCUGCGGGUCACAUAGCAAAUUCCCAAGAAGAAGAUGAUGGAUUGCACAUCAGUUGUUCUCUAAGUGCCUGGACUCAGCAGUGUGCAGAUUUGUUGCAAAGCCCCGAAGAAGAUGGCAACUCCUUACGUCCCAGUUCCCAUGCCCAUAGGGAGUUCUGCUUCCAGCUUCACAGCCAGCAGAAACCAAAGAAGUUCCUCUUUGGGGAGCCUCUCAACAAGCUCAAACUCUUCCAAAGGCCAGUUGGAAGACUCAGAUACAAGAACCAGGAAACAGACCAGUGCACCUGGUCAAAGGGAUAGCGCCUCAUCCGUCUGUAGCAGCCCCCUCCUUAGGACUAAGUUUACAGAUGCCGAUUCUUGCGUUGAGUAUUCGACUAGACCAAGAGAAAGUGAAGAGCAGAAUCCUGAAACAGUGAAUUUGGAAGAUAGGCCUUCUACCCCUACUAUUCUGGGUUAUGAAGUGAUGGAAGAAAGAGCGAAAUUCACUGUAUAUAAGAUACAAGUAAAGAAAAACCCGGAAGAAAGCUGGGUAGUUUUCAGAAGAUACACGGACUUCUCCAGGCUUAAUGAUAAAUUAAAAGAGAUGUUUCCAGGCUUUCGAUUAGCACUUCCACCAAAACGCUGGUUUAAAGAUAAUUACAAUGCCGACUUUUUAGAAGAUAGAAAGUUAGGAUUGCAAGCAUUUCUUCAAAAUUUAGUAGCUCACAAGGACAUUGCGCACUGCCUGGCGGUGAGAGAGUUUCUUUGUCUGGACGAUCCACCAGGUCCAUUCGAUAGCCUGGAAGAAAGCAGGGCUUUCUGCGAAACUUUAGAGGACACAAACUACCGUUUUCAGAAAGAAUUACUUGAAAAACAAAAAGAGGUGGAAUCGCUGAAGAAACUGCUCGGUGAGAAGCAACUUCGUAUAGACACGCUAGAGAGCAGGAUCAGAGCGCUGUGCUCAGACCGCGAGGAGCCGCUGCACUGGCCAGGCACCGCAGGCGAGCGCGUCCCGGAGGUGGCGGCGCCUGCGCUGGAGGCUGAGCCCGAAGUCCCGGCUGAAGAGUGCAGAGCUGCUGACAAGCCGCGCCGCCGUCUCAGCGAGCCCGAAGCCUGCGCGGCGGAGGUGGAAGUGGCGGAAGUGGCCUACGAUGCUGAGGACUGAACCACGUGGCGUUCCCUCUGUGUCUGCAGCUCAGCAGCUUCCCGGCAGAGUGGCCGACGUUGAAAAAUAAAAAGACUGAAGCAUUUACAGAAAACAGCAAGAAUGCAUGUGUGUAAAGUUUACAUAAAGAGAAGUUAUCGGGAUAGGAAAUAUAUUCCCUGAUGCUUUAAAUGGUCUUUUAUUCAGUCUUUGUAUUUAUAGUGUGCAUAAAUUAUUUUGGUGUUUUGCCAAUAUAUUGCUCCAAACUAAUCUGUGUUUAAAUUGCCAGUUAUGUUGGUCAGAUGGACAUGAACUGCAUGUUGCUAUCAUAUACUCCUUUGUGUCUCUGACAUGAUACUGUGUCACUGACAGUGUAAGUCAGUGGUAAAGAAUUGUUUUAAAUAUUGACAUGUUUACCAUCUCCAAAUAGAAAUUGCUUAUUUAGAAUGUUAACUGCUGUUUAAAAGUAGGAAACUUUCUGGUACCAAAGGAAAAUUAUUUGAAAGAGCUGUAAUUACAUAAAAUAGCCUUUAUUUUAAAUAGCCUAUAAUUCAUUAAUAUCAAAAUGCUAUACUAAGCAUCCCAGGUUAUCGUUAUACUUGUUUAUUUUCCACAUAAUCUUCAUCUUAAAUCUUUACCUGUAGAAUCAGGAGUUUGCCUCUUUCAGAACACUACCUCUUUUUGCUAAUCAAGGCAUACUCGUUUGAAAAUACAGAUUCUGAGUAAAUAAGGAGUUAUAAGAAAAAAAAAGAUACAUAUAUAUAUUACAAAGUUCCUAACUAUGUUGGCUCCUGGCAUUGCCUUUUUAUUCCCAUUUGUGUAAAUAUGUUACUAUAAUCUAUCCUUGGCCGAUUUUCUUUUUAAUAUAUUUAGCCAAGUGAUGCACUUUAUGGUAAUUAAACUCUUUCGUGCCAAGUUGAAUUGGUGAAUUUCUUUAGUGAGUAGAGUCAGGGCCUGCACUUUUUACAAGUCUCCUGGGGUCUGUGAGUCAGCUUUAGGAAAAAGUGUUCAUUUCAGCUUCGCGGACAGUUGUCAAAAGUGCCUUGUUUCAUUUUUAUAAUAAGUUACUCACUUGAUUUCUACUGUUUUGCAUAUUGCUGUUAAUAAGCUUCGUACUCAUGCAGCAUUUUGAGAUCCCAGUUGGUAUAUUGGACGCCAUGUACUUUCUGGAAACUGAGGGGAACUUGCUGGGAAGUGGAGUAGCCAGCCCCAGUUCUGUUCACGGCUGGAAGCUCCCGUGUCUCGAUGACUGUGCUAAGACGGGUUAUUUAAAAUUCCACUCGCGCAGAUGAACACAUCCAGUGGCUGCUGCUGGCCUUUGAUCUGAAAAGGAGACGGUUUUAACAAAGUUCCACACAUUUUAAAAGUCUGUGUCAAAAUGCCGCCGGGGUGCUCUGUCCCAGACUGCUUUCCACAGACGGUGCCAGAGAUGUGCUCUGUCCUGGGGCAGAGGACCGACACCUGCUCCACUCGUCUCUCAUUUUCCCAGGCUUAAAAAGGGUUUAAAAAGAGCAGUCAUCUAAAUUAAUAUGAUUUUUUAGUCUAACGAAACAAUGAGCUACACUAAAUUCCAGAUACUAUAACACUACACAUCUGUUUAAAGUGAACCACACACUUCCACAAUCCGGCCUUUCGGAGGAUGUUAUUAAAGUUGGGGUGAGUGAAGAAAAGCUCUUAUGAAUUAGGUCAGCCACUAUCACUUUAUAGAAUUUACUUUUUUACUUUUAUAUUGCAUUUGAUUCCCAGUGUUAUGUGUGUUUAAUAAAUUAUUUCUCAGUGCAACA
This is a messenger RNA of Myotis davidii, 2954 nucleotides long. RefSeq names its product sorting nexin 16 (gene SNX16). The record is from RefSeq and is a predicted model, not a curated record. Gene Ontology annotation, cellular component: early endosome; extrinsic component of endosome membrane; late endosome. Gene Ontology annotation, biological process: endosome to lysosome transport; protein targeting to lysosome; early endosome to late endosome transport. NCBI's taxonomy places the organism in Eukaryota, Metazoa, Chordata, Mammalia, Chiroptera, Vespertilionidae. Gene Ontology annotation, molecular function: phosphatidylinositol binding. The transcript is spliced from 8 exons. The coding region runs from base 160 to 1191 and encodes 343 amino acids.